GCGGUCCGACGAGCAGCCGCCGCCCUUCCGCAGGAUGCCUCACUCCGUCCUUAGCAUCCCAUCUCCGCCGUUUACCCCUUCAGGUGAUUUUGAUAGAGAGUCUAAUUUAUGUUUGGAGCGGUUCUCCCGGACAAGGCGUGCAUCUGUCAUUCCUACUGGUUCUCUUAAGCUUGACCUCGCUCUUGGCAUUGGAGGAUUACCAAAGGGUAAAAUGGUUGAAAUAUUUGGGAAAGAGUCAUCUGGGAAGACAACACUUGCACUUCAUGUUGUCAAGGAAGCCCAAAAGAGUGGAGGUUAUUGCACCUAUAUUGAUGCAGAAAAUGCUUUCGACCCUUCAUCUGCGGAAGCCAUCGGCGUGGACACUGAAAAACUCCUAAUAGCUCAACCUGAUUCUGCUGAAAACUCUUUAAGCAUAGUGAACACUCUUGUUGGUGGAUCUAUUGAUGUUGUUGUUGUGGAUAGCGUAGCAGGACUUAUUCCCAAAUGUGAGCUUGAAGGCGAAAUGCACACGAACUAUGGAGAAACGCAAUCCCGUUUAAUGACUCGAGCACUUCGAAUUCAAUACACAUUAAGUCGGUCAGAAACACUUAUUAUUUUUGUGAAUCAGGUCAGAACAAGGCGGAGCUCAAAAGAAUUUUCUGGGCUUUACAAGGAGGUGGCCUGUGGUGGCAACGCAUUAGGGUUCUAUGCAGCAAUCAGAGUGAGGACUUCGAGAAAGGAACUGCGCUACACUGAUGACCAGGCUACCGGCAUUGGCAUAUCAGUGCAAAUCAUCAAGAACAAAUUAGCUCCAGCAGUUCUGAAGGAAGCUGGCAUCGACAUUACGUUUGGGAAGGGAAUCGCCUACGAAUCGGAGAUUCUGGAAAUGGCUUCUUCUCAUGGAGUUAUUGUGAAGGAAGGGUGUGGGUAUUGGAUCAAUGGUGAGUUCCUGACAGACAAGGCAGCAGCUGAGAAAUACCUACUUGAAAAUGUUGCUGUGGCAGAUGACAUCUGCAGUACCAUGAGAAGCCAAUUAUUUGAAAGAUGACAAACGAAGGCCAUUGGAAAAUUGGUUCUCUAUAAAAUUCUCAUCACCAAAUCGACAAAAAGUAAAUAUUGAAAUUUGGAGAGAAACUGUGUGUACAGUUAGGGCACCAUUUAAGUAGCUAAUUUGUCAUUUAUGUGGUCUGGUGCCGAUAAGGGGUUGGUGGUCAGUCAGGGUUGAUUGCCAUCAUCAGGCAGAGAUAUAUAUUGUGAUGCCAGAAGGUGUGAAUUUCUGCCCUCUGGAUGUAUACUCUAGCUUCAGUAGUUGUUGUAUCAAAUGUACUUAUGUAUUUCUUGUGUAACU
This is a messenger RNA of Brachypodium distachyon (stiff brome), 1327 nucleotides long. Its product is annotated as DNA repair protein recA homolog 2, mitochondrial. The record is from RefSeq and is a predicted model, not a curated record. Gene Ontology annotation, molecular function: ATP-dependent DNA damage sensor activity; ATP binding; single-stranded DNA binding. Gene Ontology annotation, biological process: DNA repair. NCBI's taxonomy places the organism in Eukaryota, Viridiplantae, Streptophyta, Magnoliopsida, Poales, Poaceae.